Molecule: messenger RNA, 1023 nt
Organism: Desarmillaria tabescens
Lineage: Eukaryota; Fungi; Basidiomycota; Agaricomycetes; Agaricales; Physalacriaceae
Exons: 6
Coding region: 374-652 (92 amino acids)
Source: RefSeq, a predicted model, not a curated record
AGCAUUACAUACAGUCUAGGUCGAUGUAAAGGUCUAAGCAAGUGGAUUUGCCUGACGGAAGAUACGGUCCGAAAGCCGAAAUUCUUUCAACGACACGCUAGUCACGCAUCUCUUGAUUGCUCUUGUUUGAUUGCUUUUGUGCCUUCUCCCUUUCUUUCCACCGAUGUCCCUCGAAUGCAUAUCCGCACUAGUUAGCUCGAACACGAUAUUGACCUGUGUUCCUGGCAUGCUGGGUAUUUGGCUUUGACUUUAACUCUGUUGCCAAGAUGUCCUUUGACUCGGAACGCCUCUAGGAUGGAUACGCAUAAGAGCCAGUGAACGUACGCACACUGUAUGCCCCUUGCCCAUAGCUUGCACAUGCUACACUCCGUGGAUGAGCAACCGUCCGACGCGCAUGACCAUAACGAUGAUGACGUCGGGCUUAUGCCGUCUCUCUCUAUUGUGUGUCGCAUUAACAGCUCCCCGUCUACGGGGAAUGCUAGGCUGUGAAAUGUUACCCAGGCGCAUGCUAGACGACGUACAUGCGCCAGGUUGCUCUCCACUCAGACAUGCUUUGUCUUCUCCGUCAAGUUUCACCGUCGCUGGGAAUGCUCGGCUGAGGUCACUAAUCGUUAUAGAGAGCGUAUUGACAUCUGUUAUGGAUACUUACUAAUCUCCAUAUUUAUUCUUCACCUUCCUCACCUUUCUUUUCAUUUCGACGUAGUGUAGGAAAUUUCUCUUCUUUUCUUCUCUGAAUAUCCUCUAGUAAGUUCUAGAAUAAUGCAUUAGUACUUAACCCGUACGACAAUGCCCCAGAGGGCAUCUGAAAUCUACUUCGCUAAACUCCACUACUUCGGGUGAACCUUGAGCGAUUGAGUUCGACUGCGCCUAGCGCUUGCUAGACCUACUCGGGCUCCUUCGUAGGUGAUUGAACUUACAACCCUCUUCGCUACUCUUCAUAUCAUAGACUAUAUUCGAGUUGUACUUAGCUUGUACAUUGUCUAUACUACGCCUAUUCCCAACAACAUCAGGGAUCACUCUGGG